Nycticebus coucang (slow loris) is the source of this 3080-nucleotide messenger RNA. Its product is annotated as keratinocyte-associated protein 2-like. The record is from RefSeq and is a predicted model, not a curated record. The coding region runs from base 2638 to 3048 and encodes 136 amino acids. The transcript has 2 exons. NCBI's taxonomy places the organism in Eukaryota, Metazoa, Chordata, Mammalia, Primates, Lorisidae.
UUUGCAGUUCUUUUGUUUUGUUGUUGUUUUUGUAGAAGCAGAGUCUCACUUUAUCACCCUUGGUAGAGUGCUGUGGCAUCACACAGCUCUUAGCAACCUCCAACUCCUGGGCUUAGGCGAUUCUCUUGUCUCAGCCUCCCAAGUAGCUGGGACCACAUGUGUCCGACACACACCUGGCUAUUUUUUGUUGCAGAUUGGCUGAGGCUGGGUCUGAACCCACGACUCUUGGUAUAUGGGGCCAGUGCCCUACUCAUUGAGCCACAGGCCCCACCCUCUAUUUUGCAGUUCUUACUAGCACAUUCCUGAGACUGGGUACAGGAAAUCUACGGCUACCCAUUGGGCUCUCUGAUAGGGCAGGAUGCUCCAACCAGGUCUGUGGGCCCUAUCUUGUUUUCUGAUGAUCUCUGGAGAGCCUCCUGAGGAGGUUAACAUUUCAAACUGGAUGGGAACCAAGCGUAGACUUUCUGAACAGCAUGAAUCAACGUAUGGUGGAAUAAGACCCUGUGUUUCCAAUCAGAGUAGGCUUAGGGCACUUAUAGAAAUAGACCCGAGAGAUGAGCCCUGGGUGUGAUGAAGUUACUAGGAAGAAUUCUGGAAAUAAUGGCAUAGCUGGGCUACUUCCUCAUUCAGAUAUCAGUUUACAUCACCUCUUAAGGAGCAAUGCCUCCUGGGGACUCCCAUCAUACCACCCUAAUUCUGUCGGUCUGAGGGUACUUAGCACUACUGAUCUUUCCCUUUGCUGUUUACUGUCUACCCCCUCCCAGCCUUAAGAACAAAGGCUAUUUUCUGUUGUAUUGCUGCUGCCUAAAGCAUUGCCUGGCACACAGUAGAGUAAAAAUUAGCUGUUAAGGGUGGCAUCUGUGGCUCGGUUCAGUGCCCACCCCAUUUACCGAUGGUGGUGGGUUCAAACCCGGCCCUGGCCAACUGCAACAACAAAAUAGCCAAUGUUGUGGCAGGCGCCUAUAGUCCCAAUUGCUUGGGAGGCUGAGGCAAGAGAAUUGCCUAAGCCGAAGAAUUGGAGGUUGCUGUGAGCUGUGUGACACCACGGCACUCUACUGAGGGCGAUAAAGUGAGACUCUGUCUCUACAAAAAAAAAAAAAAAAUUAUCUGUUAAAUGAAUGAGGAGUAUUUAGGUAGAAGCGGCAGUAAGGAGAGGCUGGAUAAUUCAAGUGGCAUUGCUUUGGAGUUAGUCUGUAGCAAAAUAGCAAUAGCUAAUAUUACAUAAUGUUUACUAAAUGCCACGUAGUAUUUCAGUUCUUACAUAUUAAUUGAUUUACUCUUCAGAAUAACUAAAAAACAUAUCACGAGGGUAUAGCUGUAGAUUAACUUGUCUAGGGUCACAUAGUAAGUGGAGGAGGUAGAAUUUAAAUUAAAACCCAGCUCUGUCAUCCCAGUUUCUUUAUCUAUAAAAUGAGGAUAAUAAUAGUACUUGCCUCUUGAGUUCUAUGUAUUAAGGAGAUACCGCCUGGUAUUUUGGUUUUGUUUUUUGUUUUUGAGUGCACAUAAUAAGCUGGGGGUCAGGGAGAGAGAAACAUUCUUACAGCCUACAGGGAAGGAGCUGGUAGAGGGAGAUUCAGAAAGCCAGAAAAGAAACCGGAGGACCAGCGUGGAUGAAGGAGGGGCUGCCUCCUGGUCCAUACCAAUUUGAGAAUAAAGGUAGGAGUGGACACCUUGGUAACUAGUGGCCUAAGUGUACACCAGAAUGUAGGUUCUAUAGGCAGGCCUUACUGUCUGGCUAGCUCUGUAAGUGCCUCUUACAUGUCUAGGUAUGAGAAUUAAGGUGAUUCUUGUCUGCUGGACUCUUACUUGGAAAGUACAAAGUGUUUUCUUUUUUUUUGGCCGGGGCUGGGUUUGAACCCACCACCUCCGGCAUAUGGGACCAGCGCCCUACCCCUUUGAGCCACAGGUGCCACCCUACAAAGUGUUUUCUAAGCAGAGGAAAGGGAAAGAAGACUGGAUAGUUUAGUGGAAGGCAGGCGAGAAGGCAGGGACACUCUUAAACUCCAAAGGACUAGGGCUGGCGCGGUGGCUCGCCUGUAAUCCUAGCACUCUGGGAGGCCGAGGUGGAUGGAUUGCCUGAGUUCACAAGUUUGAGACCAGCCUGAGCAAAAGUGAGACCUCCAUCUCUACUAAAAGUAGAAAAACUGAGGCAAGAGGAUCAGUUGAGUCCAAGUGUUGGAGGUUGCUGUGAGCUAUGAGGCCAUGGCACUCUCCCCAGGGCAACAGCUUGAGACUGUCUCUCAAAAAAAAAAAAACAAACAAAAAAAACACUCCAUGGGCCGUGCCUGUGGCUCAGUGAGUAGGGCGCCAGCCCCAUAUGCCGAGGGUGGUGGGUUCAAACCCAUCCCCGGCCAAACUGCAACCAAAAAAUAGCCAGGCGUUGUGGUGGGCACCUGUAGACCCAGCUGCUCGGGAGGCUGAGGCAAGAGAAUCGCGUAAGCCCAAGAGUUAGAGGUUGCUGUGAGCAUGUGACGUUAUGGCACUCUACCAGAGGGCGAUAAAGUGAGACUCUGUCUCUACAAAAAAAAAGCCUCCAAAGGACUGAAUUAAGAGGUAAGUAAUGCUCACAGUUAAUAGCACUAGGUUGGCUCCCGGUUCUCUGCUAGUGGCGCGGAUUGGACUCAUGGCCCGGGCGUGAUGGUAGUGGGCACGGGCACAUCGCUGGCGCUGUCCUCUCUCCUGUCCCUGCUGCUUUUCGCUGGGAUGCAGAUGUACAGCCGGCAGCUGGCCUCCACCAAGUGGCUGACCAUUCAUGGGGGCCUGCUUGGCUCUGGCCUCUUCGUCUUCUCUCUCACUGCCUUCAAUAAUCUGGAGAAUCUUGUCUUUGGCAAAGGAUUCCAAGCAAAGAUUUUCCCUGAGAUUCUCCUCUGUCUCCUUUUGGCUCUUUUUGCAUCUGGCCUCAUCCACCGAGUCUGUGUCACUACCUGCUUCAUCUUCUCCAUGGUUGGUCUGUACUACAUCAACAAGAUCUCUUCCACCCUGUACCAGGCAACAGCUCCAGUCCUAACACUAGCCAAGGUCACAGGCAAGGGCAAGAAGAAAAACUAACUUUGAAUGUUCAAUAAAGUUGAUUCUUUUUA